AAUGGCUUUUCCAUUGAGCAGCUGGCUGGCAUCAGGACAGGACAGGCCGCUCACAGGAAGGAUACCUGGAGGACACCGGCGCCCGCCAGCUGCUCGUCGGACACCGAGGGCGACUUCCAAGAGGUGUUCAUGGGAUGCACUAUCUAUGCGGCCAGCCCUAAGGCUCUGCCUGCCGACGAGGCCCAGGGCCAGGACAGAUACUACCAGCUCCCCCACUACAGCCAUCCUUAUGGUAACUGCAGUCAGAGGAUAGCAGCCUGCAGAGCCAGGGCCAGGAGCAUGACCGAGCAGCAGGAGCAGGGCGAAGUAACAGGCCUCAUCUCCACACACGACCUGGACCCCUCCAAAGACGACGACACACACAGCCACUUCAGAUUCCAGCUGAUUGAAGACCUUUCCUAUGAAGAUGUGAAGAAAUGCUACAGGGGAUCGUGUGUGUCUUGCAGCGGUUUGCUCCAGGCCUUGGAUGUGCGAGAGUGUGUGUGUGAGUACGGUGCCAACGUGCUGAGCCUGGUGCAGAGCUCUCGUCCUCUGUGGGAGAGGGUGGUGUCUGUGCCGAGCGGAGCCGGAGGAGGAGGAGGCGGCGGUGGCGGCGGUGAAAGUGGAGGGGUCGGCGGGGCUGGCGCUGUGCGGGCAGGCCGGUCCGCCAAGGAGCUGCUCAUGACUCUGCCCUGUCCCUCUGCACAGACUGUCAGCAAGUACAACUCGCAGUACCACAAACUGUUCCCAUGCGUGCCCAAGGAUGAGAUCCUCAUGAAAGUGUACUCCUGUGCUCUUCUUAGAGACAUCCUCCUGCAGGGCCGCCUCUACAUCUCCAGAAACUGGCUGUGUUUCUAUGCCAACCUCUUCGGCAAGGACAUCAAGGUGGCCAUCCCUGUCGUUACUGUGCGACUUGUGAAGAAGCACAAGACGGCCGGCCUGGUGCCCAACGGCCUGGCCAUCACAACGGACACCAACCAGAAGUAUGUUUUUGUCUCCCUGCUAUCAAGAGACAGUGUGUAUGAUGUCCUCCGCAGGAUCUGCACACACUUACAGGUCAACGGAAAGAGUCUGAGCUUGAAGCAGCUCAUGGAAGAGCCGACCUUAUCGCUGGAUGAGUUCCCGGCUCCGGAUGAGUUCCCCGUGGUCGACGAGUUCCCGUCGGUGUUAAAAUGGAGACGGAAACCUUCCGUGGUGUCCGUGUCCUCAUCCCUUCCCGACCUGCUGGGUACCUCCACCAGCAGCCUGGGAGCAGCAGACACACCCUUCAAGACGGAGCCGCCACUGGAAGAGAGAGGUCUGCAGACAGACAGAGGUCUUUUAACAGAGCCUGUGGCAGAGUUGGGUCAGAUGGAGUACCAGCUGCUCAAGUUCUUCACCCUGCUAAUAAUCCUCCUCAUCCUCUCGUCGUGCUACCUGGCCUUUCGUGUGUGCAGUCUGGAGCAGCAGCUCUCCUUCCUCAGUAACCCAAAUCUGCCCCUCAGAGAGAGGUAACCUCUGCCCUCCAUUUUUAAACCCUCUCUCUUCAUGCUUGGAGCCAGUGAUGCCCCACCCCGCCACCCCAGCACAGAUCCAGGAUCAGAACAAACCCUCCAAACCUCCCCCACUCGAAUCGUCAAGGUUCUGGGAUAACCACCCAACCCAAGAUCACUUCCAGACUAUGCAAACAGACUGUAUAUUUAUUUCUACACAGAAAGUAGAUUUUGUUAUAGAUUGAUGGCUGCUGAAUCCUCACUGCUCGGUUGUGCAGACGGAUGGUAAAGAGUUGAUGUCUGAGGAUGAAAUAAUGACAUGUGAGCAAGAGGAAAAUGUUUGUAUUUUUUGAUGGCUGCCAGCGUGAGUUUAUAUCAAACCUAUUUUUGACUAAUUGAGCAAACUAGUUUAAUUUUAGAGGGGAAGUUAAACCUAGCAAUAACGUUGCACUUUUUCUUGUCAAGAUGAAGUCCGAAUCAUUUCAGCCACGUGUCGCAUAAAGUGUGUUUUGCUUCAGUAAAAGGUACUCGGUUGUCAUCUUCAAAGGUCAUGUGAGCACAGAGAUUUCACUUGUUUCCAGUGAAACAGAGCAAUAAUAGCUUUAAAAUAAAGAGUGGAGUGAUUAGAUGAAAUUGUAUGUUUUUUCAUCACAUUUACGAAUAUUUGUGUAAAAAAAAAGUAAAAAGUUGCUUGGAUUAUUUUACUCAUUUCAAAUGAAGAUGUUACGUCUUGAGGACUCAGAGUGUUUGUAUUAUGAUGUUUGUCUGAGGAUAUUUGAUGGAUUUUCUAUGGAUGAUGAUGUAUUUGUGGACGCUUUUAAAUUAAACCUGCAACUACGUUAAGAUGA
This is a messenger RNA of Poeciliopsis prolifica (blackstripe livebearer), 2299 nucleotides long. It is a transcript of the gene gramd2aa, whose product is annotated as GRAM domain containing 2Aa. The record is from RefSeq and is a predicted model, not a curated record. The coding region runs from base 130 to 1473 and encodes 447 amino acids. The transcript has 12 exons. Gene Ontology annotation, molecular function: phosphatidylinositol-4,5-bisphosphate binding. Gene Ontology annotation, cellular component: endoplasmic reticulum membrane; extrinsic component of cytoplasmic side of plasma membrane; organelle membrane contact site. NCBI's taxonomy places the organism in Eukaryota, Metazoa, Chordata, Actinopteri, Cyprinodontiformes, Poeciliidae. Gene Ontology annotation, biological process: regulation of store-operated calcium entry.